Messenger RNA from Gasterosteus aculeatus aculeatus (three-spined stickleback), 752 nucleotides. RefSeq names its product BRICK1 subunit of SCAR/WAVE actin nucleating complex (gene brk1). Gene Ontology annotation, biological process: regulation of actin polymerization or depolymerization; actin filament organization; cell motility. Lineage: Eukaryota; Metazoa; Chordata; Actinopteri; Perciformes; Gasterosteidae. The record is from RefSeq and is a predicted model, not a curated record. Gene Ontology annotation, cellular component: SCAR complex. Gene Ontology annotation, molecular function: protein-containing complex binding.
GGGGCUCUGCUCGGUUCCGCGCUGCGCCGAAACUACGACUCGUCCAACAUGGCUGGCCAGGAAGAUCCAGUGCAACGGGAGAUUCACCAGGAUUGGGCGAAUCGAGAGUAUAUCGAAGUCAUUACGAGCAGCAUUAAAAAAAUCGCCGACUUUCUUAACUCAUUCGAUAUGUCGUGUCGAUCCCGCUUGGCCACCCUCAAUGAGAAGCUGACGGCUUUGGAGAGGAGGAUUGAAUAUAUUGAGGCGAGAGUGACGAAAGGAGAGACCUUGACCUAGAAAUCAUUAUGGAAAUUCAUAGUAUCCCAGAGUUACCUGUCCACCCCCCUGCCUAAUUUUUGGAAAACGUCUGAUGGAAUUCCACCCUCCUUUUUAUGGGACCAUGUGGACCAUUUUUAUAUUUUAUGGAGUUUUGUGUUGUUUUGCCUCAUGACAAUUUUGUAUAGAACAUAUGGGCCUGCCUUGGGUGUUGACUCAAGAAUCAUCAAUGUGGGAAAAACAAAAAAAAAUAAGCUCAAAGAAUUAGUUUGAAAAGAAAAUGGAGCUCAAUUACGGACCAGUAUCAACGCAACUUUUGAACAUCUGUGUUGUAUGCAUUGUCAUUACCACCUUUAUAGAUUUGUGAAAGGGGAACAUCCUUGUGUGCCAAGUUGAACAAUUAAUUGUGUAGUCAUCUUUAUUGAGGACAUGCUUGUAACGUGAACUGUUUGGUAAUGUUCCACGAUUUAAUAACUGUAAUAAAUACUGAACAAUGA